This is a messenger RNA of Sus scrofa (pig), 5791 nucleotides long. RefSeq names its product neutral sphingomyelinase activation associated factor (gene NSMAF). Lineage: Eukaryota; Metazoa; Chordata; Mammalia; Artiodactyla; Suidae. Gene Ontology annotation, molecular function: protein binding. The record is from RefSeq and is a predicted model, not a curated record.
UUCAGAAGAGUGGCUUGAGUCCUUGAGAGAGGAACUCUUGGGUUGCAGAAGAUGCAAACGCAUCUCGAGGGUACAGAGAAGUCACAGCUUUUUCCCAGAGCACAGAGUGCCUCACUCCUGGUCUCCAGGCUGAGCUCCAUUCCAGGUGCGGUGGGUUGGCAGCUGCAGUGCCUCAUGUUUUACUCCGUGUAGAGGCUGAUGGCAAGUUCCAAACUUCAGGUGAUGCAAAUAUUUCAGACUGCUGUGGAGCCAAAGGUCUUGUGCCUGAAGCACAGUGAGACCACUCAACUGAAAUGUCAGAGUUUGGAGCAGAGAAAGAUUUACUGUGGGACCAACCAAAGAGGACGGGUAGCUGGGUGACUCCUGCUCCGAAAACUCCAACUCCUGGCUGGACUUCAGGGAAGAGUUUUUAACAGGCAGAAUUUGGGGUGAAGGGUGUGUGACUUUAUUGUGAUUGGUUGGUGUUCCAGAAUCUUGUACACAGCCUGAAGUUACCACCUUCCACGUGGCCGGGGGUCCUUAACUCCUGCAGAAGAGCUCAGAGCCAUGAAUGUGUGUCCCUUGACCUAGAACUUUGUAGAUAGACCAGUGUUUGACCCCUUUCCCUUUGUGUCUGCAUUCUCUCACUACCCAGGUUAGUAACCUUUGGAAUUCAGGGCAGGCCUAGGAGACUAAAGCCUUUUUCUUCAAACAAGAAACAGGAGCUGCUGAAAGGCCUCUGUGCCCAGGAAGCCCUCCACUGCCCCUCCCCCCCACCCUCCCAACUCCUGCUGGGUUUGAGCUGCAGAGAGAUGUCCACACCUGUAAUGAUCCUAACACCUAGUGAACGGUAUGCUUUAGAUAGGUGAAUUGUUGGGCAUGUGAGUUAUAUCUCACAUGUUAAAAACAGUCAUGUGACUAAUUACCAAGAGAUUCUAGACCCAAAUGUUGUUCGGAGCUCCUGUGGCCGACGCAUUGGCAGUUUACGGGCAAGCUUCCAUCUUCAGCUGUAAAAUACAGAACUGGGGCGGCGGAGGCUUCAGGGGUGAGGACUGGCCCUCCUGGGUCCCCGUGCGCCCCUCCUCCGGCCUGAGUCACGGCGCCGAGUCCCCACGCGGAGAGGAUGCUGCGCUGAGCGCGGCCGACGCCGGACGCCAGGCCGCAGGCGCGCUCCCUGGGCCAGGCCGCCCGCGCCCUCCUCGCAGCGGCGCAGCCGAGCCCGCCCUCCAUGGCGUUCAUCCGGAAGAAGCAGCGGGAGCGGCAGCUGCAGCUGUACUCCAGGGAGAGGUUUUCCUUGCUCCUGCUUAACUUGGAGGAAUACUACUUUGAACAGCACUCAGCUAAUCAUAUUCAACACAAGGGCAGUCAGAGUGAAAGGAAAAUCAGAGGCUCCUUAAAAAUAUGUUCAAAGUCAGUGAUUUUUGAACCGGAUGCAAUAUCCCAGCCCAUAAUUAAGAUUCCUUUGAGAGAUUGUAUAAAAAUAGGAAAACAUGGAGAAAAUGGAGCCAAUAGACACUUUGCAAAGACACUAUCAGGGGAGAUUUCACUCAUUUUCAGUCAGGUAUAUUUCAUUAAAGAACACAACAUUGUUGCACCAUAUAAAAUAGAAAGGGGCACAAUGGAAUAUGUCUUUGAAUUGGAUGUUUCAGGGAAAGUGGAAGAUGUUGUGGAGACAUUGCUGCAGCUUCACAGAGCAUCCUGCCUGGACAAACUAGGGGACCAAGCUGCUAUGAUAACAGCUAUUUUGCAGUCACGCUUGGCUAGGACAUCCUUUGACAAGAACAGAUUCCAAAGUGUUUCUGAAAAGCUGCACAUGGAAUGCAAAGCAGAAAUGGUGACCCCUCUGGUGACAAACCCUGGACACGUGUGCAUCACUGACACCACCCUGUAUUUUCAGCCUCUCAACGGGUACCCGAAACCCGUGGUCCAGAUAACGCUGCAGGACGUGCGCCGAGUUUACAGGAGGAGGCAUGGCCUCAUGCCAUUGGGCUUGGAAGUGUUUUGCACAGAAGAUGACCUGUGUUCCGACAUCUACCUGAAGUUCUAUGAACCUCAGGACCGAGACGACCUCUAUUUCUUUAUUGCCACGUAUCUAGAGCACCACGUGGCAGAGCGCACGGCCGAGAGCUACAUGCUGCAGUGGCAGCGCGGGCACCUGUCCAACUACCAGUACCUGCUGCACCUCAACACCCUGGCUGACCGCAGCUGCAAUGACCUCUCCCAGUACCCGGUGUUCCCCUGGGUCAUCAGCGAUUACUGCAGCGCCGAGCUGGAUUUGUCAAAUCCAGGAACCUUCCGGGACCUCAGUAAGCCAGUGGGGGCCCUCAACAAGGAGCGUCUGGAGAGGCUGCUGACGCGCUACCAGGAAAUGCCGGAGCCCAAGUUCAUGUACGGCAGCCACUACUCCUCCCCGGGUUACGUGCUCUUUUAUCUUGUCAGGAUUGCACCAGAAUACAUGCUGUGUCUGCAGAACGGAAGAUUCGAUCACGCGGAUAGAAUGUUCAACAGUAUUGCAGAAACUUGGAGAAACUGUUUGGAUGGUGCAACUGAUUUUAAAGAGCUGAUUCCAGAAUUCUACGGUGAAGACGUCAGCUUUUUGGUGAAUAGCCUGAGGUUGGAUUUGGGGAAGAAGCAAGGAGGGCAGCUGGUUGAAGAUGUUGAGCUCCCGCCGUGGGCCCAGAGUCCCGAGGACUUCCUCCAGAAGAGCAGAGACGCGCUGGAAAGCGACCACGUGUCCGAGCACCUUCACGAGUGGAUCGAUCUCGUGUUUGGCUACAAGCAAAAGGGGAGGGAUGCUGUUGAAGCCCAUAACGUGUUCCAUCCCCUGACCUAUGAAGGAGGUGUGGACUUGAACAGCAUCGAGGAUCCUGAUGAGAAGGUGGCCCUGCUGACCCAGAUUUUGGAGUUUGGGCAGACACCAAAGCAGCUUUUUGUGACCCCCCAUCCUCGAAGGAUCACCCCAAAGUUUAAAAGCUUGCCCCAGACCUCCAGUUAUAAUGCCUCCACGGCAGAUUCUCCAGUCUCUCCAGGGGAAGAGUCUUUUGAGGACCUGACCGAGGAGAGCAGAACACUGGCCUGGAGUAACAUCACCAAACUGCAGCUCCACGAGCAACACAAGAUCCACAAAGAGGCGGUUACUGGGAUCGCCGUCUCUGGCAAUGGGUCAUCCGUCUUUACAACCUCACACGAUUCCACCUUGAAGAUGUUUUCCAAAGAAUCCAAGAUGCUCCAAAGAAGUAUAUCAUUUUCAAAUAUGGCUUUAUCAUCGUGUUUCCUUUUACCCGGAGAUGCCACCGUCGCAAGCUCCUCGUGGGAUAAUAACAUCUAUUUUUAUUCCAUAGCAUUUGGAAGACGCCAGGACACACUGAUGGGACAUGACGAUGCUGUGAGUAAGAUCUGUUGGCAUGACAACCGGCUGUAUUCUGCAUCCUGGGACUCCACCGUGAAGGUGUGGUCUGCGCUUCCCGCGGGGACGACAGGCGCACAGAGGCUCCAGUUUGAGCUGCUGGCGGAGCUGGAGCACGACGUGGGCGUCGACACAAUGAGUUUAAAUGCUGCGAGCGCACUGUUGGUCUCGGGCACCAGAGAAGGCGCCGUCAAUAUCUGGGACCUUGCCACCGCCACCGUCUUGCACCAGAUUCCGUGUCAUUCAGGGACCGUGUGUCAUACUGCUUUCAGCCCAGAUAGCCGCCACGUCCUCAGCACGGGAGAGGACGGCUCUCUGAACGUCAUAGACGUGCAGACAGGAAUGCUCAUCUCUUCCCUGACCUCGGCUGAGCCCCAGAGGUGCUUUCUCUGGGAUGGGAAUUCGGUUUUAUCCGGAAGCCAGUCUGGCGAGCUGCUUGUUUGGGACCUCCUCGGGGCAAAGAUCAGUGAGAGGAUCCGAGGCCACACAGGCGCCGUGACAUGCAUGUGGAUGAACGAACAGUGCAGCAGUGUCAUCACGGGAGGUGAAGACAGACAGAUAAUCUUCUGGAAGUUGCAGUAUUAAGUGCCUUUUCCUCGAGUAUUAUUGAGCUCUAAUGUUUAAGCCAAACUUAAAUGACUAUUUAAAAGUGAAUGUGCAAUGAUAGUCAUCAGACGUUUUACACAUGAGAAACUUGUGGCUUAAACUUCACAAAUCAUGGUGACUUCACUGAAGGCCACUAGUUGUCAUCCUCUAAAGCAGAUGAAGACGUGACAGCAGUGGCGAGAAAACAGGUGGUCAGCCCAGGAUUCCAACAGAAGACAGGUUUGGGUGGCAGAGCCAGUAGCUUAGAUCCUAAAGCCAGCUGGGGAAAUUUCCAGAAAGCACUGAACUUGAGGAUUUUCCAAGAAAAUGUGAGUAUUCUCUGCUACUGCUGAGUCAGUGUUACGUCUUCCUAAUCACAAGCACUGUUCAUCAGGUUUGGGGGUGUGUGUUUUCAUGGAGUGGUUACUUUCUAUAACCUCUUGUCCCCAGGUUCUAAGAACCUGGGGAAGGAUUAGCAGUUCUUAUAACAGUUCACUGUCUAUAGGAACAGUUUUUCAUGAUAGCUAUUAUAUGCUCAUCUUUUCUAUGGUAUUAAAAAUAUUUUUCUGUAAUAUUUUUCUGAAAUGAAAGCAGUUUUCAUUUUCUUAUUUAAAUGACUUACUACAAAGUACUAGGAACUCCCAUGUAGUGAUCCUUCUAGAAAACCGUAUGUCGUGUGCAUGUCAUUCUCAUACUUUGGGAACUGUCCUCAGACCCACAUCCAGACAGCAAGAUAAGAGACUCAGAAACACGGCUUGGCUGGCUUGUCUAAAUUUCAGACCAGGUAAGCUGUGAGGCAAUAGCACCGACUUUCUUUUAUAUUCAACCUCUGAACCACAGAAAUUACGUGACUUAAAUUUCCCACCCUCUUUAAACACUGUACGUCAUCUUGAAUGUUAAACAUGCCUUGGCCUGGGUGUCGCUGCUGGGAAUCAACAGGGCCCUGGAGGCCUCUGGUGUAUCUGGGCUCCCCAGCUGGCAGCCCUUCUCCCGACACUCAGACCCUCAGCACGGAAAGGCUUUUCUCAGGCGCCUGCCUCUCCCACAGGCCUGAUGUUUCCAAAUGAUUCAAAACCAGACUAAAAUUUAACUUUAUUUUUAAUUAAAAUAGGCAGAAACCAACAAAGAAAGGAUGAAGAAGUGCCAUUGUCAUUUUGUUUACAGAGAAGUCGGGAAAUAGAACAGCUGAUCAGGAAAACAUUCCAAGCCCGUCCCAAAGCAGCUAGGAUACAGGUUUAUACAUAAAUGCCAACAUUGGCUAUUAUCCCACUUGUCUACAGAUGAAAAAGGGAGUUGAGGUUUGUCCUACUUAGUACAAGAAUUUUUACAUUUAAUAGAUAUAUAGUGACUCAUUUCUCAGAAAGUGAUAACUAGUAAGUGUCAGAAGAAAGAAGUUGCCAUUACACAAUGACUAGAAAAUCUCAGAUGCAACUAGGCAGCUAUGCUGAGUAAGCUCAGCUACAUUAUGUAGCUGAUGUAGCUAUAUGUACAUUACACUGUUCUGGGCUAGUGUGCAUUUCAGCUGAAGAACUGCAUUUGGGGUUUUAGAAAGGCAGCAAGAGUAAGUUUGGCUUUCAUUCUAGAUGCUUAAUGUAGUUAAGGCGACAGUUCAAGCAGAGUAAGUAAAGGUAGUUGAAAGGUAACGAUAUUCACUACACCUGCUGCAGCUUACAGCCACUGUGAUGCCUCCAUGGAAUGAAACCCACAUUAGGUUACUUAACUGGUGUGUUUACACACACACACACACACACACACACACAGGGAAAAGAAAGUAAUCCUUCUAAAUGUGCUAGAGAACACAGUACAAAUGGAAAAUACACC